AUGACAGAUUAUUUUUAUGAGGAGUCAAACCAUCGUUAUAGACAAUUCAGUCAAAACCUUUCCAAGCAUGUUAUAGAGGAUUUUGAGAUUGGUCAAUUACUUGGUCGUGGUGGUUUUGGCGAUGUGUAUAAAGCCUUCGCGAAAAAAGGGGAAUUUUGUGGAAAAGAAAUUGCUAUAAAAAUUAUUGACAAAUCUUCUUUAAAAUCGGAUGCCCUUCAACGUGUAUAUUCAGAAGCGAAAAUCCAUGCAAAACUGUCUCAUUCAUCUAUUCUCAAGCUUUAUUACUCGUUUGAAGACUCUAGAUAUUUUUAUAUGGUAAUGGAACUGUGCCAUAAUGGAGAACUUUACAAAUAUAUUCACCAACGCAGAGUUCCGCUUAGUGAAGCUGAAGCUAGAUGGGUUAUGAUACAAAUCAUAGAAGGUCUUUUGUACAUGCAUGAACAUGGUAUCAUGCACAGAGACUUAAAACUCUCGAAUAUUUUGUUGACUGAAAGGAAUGAAUUGAAAAUUGCGGAUUUUGGUUUGGCUACUAAUAUUAAUGAAAGAAAUGGUGAACCAAACACUUUGUGUGGAACCCCUAAUUAUAUUUCUCCUGAAAUAAUAUCGCGAAAGCCAUAUGGACUGGCUACUGAUGUUUGGUCUCUCGGUUGUAUGCUUGCUACGAUAUUAACCGGUCAAGCACCUUUUGAAAGUAAAGAAGUACAAAAAACAUUAGAUCGAGUGACAAAAGCAGAUUACGAGUUACCUAAUACGCUUUCAAGAGAAGCCAAAAAUCUGAUUAAUCAGUUAUUACAAGUAGUGACAGAAUAG
Ambispora leptoticha is the source of this 810-nucleotide messenger RNA. The record is from the annotation of a GenBank genome assembly. NCBI's taxonomy places the organism in Eukaryota, Fungi, Glomeromycota, Glomeromycetes, Archaeosporales, Ambisporaceae.